Botrytis porri is the source of this 318-nucleotide messenger RNA. RefSeq lists its product as uncharacterized. The record is from RefSeq and is a predicted model, not a curated record. NCBI's taxonomy places the organism in Eukaryota, Fungi, Ascomycota, Leotiomycetes, Helotiales, Sclerotiniaceae. The coding region runs from base 1 to 318 and encodes 105 amino acids. The transcript has a single exon.
AUGGAAAGAGGUGCGGAUAUAUGCCGCCUUGCGAGACAGGACAAUUCGGACAAGGACCUUCCUUUACAAUACAUUCGAGGUGUUCUCUCCCCUGAAACCGAGACGCCAGGAAAAGGGGGUCUUUUCCUCAAAACAGGGUUGCCAGUAAAGCAUAUUGAUCAUGGGAAGGACAAAGAGUUGGAAGAGUUCUUCAAUACACAAUGGUGGAUGAUAGCACCUGUGUUCAAGGACAAAGCAGAACUUGAACUCGCCGCAAGAGAGGUUCUGCCUUUCCUUCCCUUUGAUGGCGAAGAUACAGACGAAAUGGAGACCAAGUAG